Helianthus annuus (common sunflower) is the source of this 888-nucleotide messenger RNA. RefSeq names its product membrane protein PM19L. NCBI's taxonomy places the organism in Eukaryota, Viridiplantae, Streptophyta, Magnoliopsida, Asterales, Asteraceae. The record is from RefSeq and is a predicted model, not a curated record. The coding region runs from base 166 to 714 and encodes 182 amino acids. The transcript is spliced from 3 exons.
ACCAUGCACCGUCAUUCUUUCUUAUAUAUCAUACAUAUCCUUUCCACCACCUUAAUAAUAUUCUCAUUCUCAUCAGUUUCAGUGAAGAAUUGAAUUGAAUAAACACAAACAUAAAUAUCCAAGGUUUUGUUUUGAUUGGCAGAAGAUCUUGUUUAGUUUCCGAUCAUGGCACAGACAGUGGGAAGAAACGUGGCGGCGCCAUUGUUGUUUCUUAACUUGGUUAUGUAUUUCAUAACCUUAGGGUUUGCUAGUUGGUGUCUCAAUAAGCUCAUUAACCGCCAGACCAACCACCCAAGUUUUGGUGGUAACGGUACGACGGAGUUCUUUCUGGAGUUCGCUAUCUUGGCUUCGGUUCUUGGAAUUGUUUCUAAGUUCGCAGGUGGCAACCACCUUAGGGCGUGGAGGAAUGAUAGUCUUGCUGCGGCUGGUUCGACUUCUCUAGUGGCGUGGGCCGUCACUGUUCUUGCUUUCGGGUUGGCAUGCAAGGAGAUAAAUGUAGGAGGGCAUAGAGGGUGGAGGUUGAGGAUUGUGGAGGCAUUGAUCAUCAUUUUGACAGUAACCGAGCUGCUAUACGUUCUGUUGGUGCAUGCCGGACUUUACAGCAGCCGCUACGGGCCGGGAUACCGCGACACAGACUACGGAAUGGGAACACACCCGCCGGACACCGGUGUUAAAGGAACCACUGGGGUGGGUGCUGGUGGCACUAGGGUUUGAGGAGGCUUUGUAUGUGUAAUAAAGGGUUUGUGAUGGUGUUGAUGAUGUUGGGUUUGCUUUCGGUUUUUUACUUUUGUUUUGUUUUGGUAUGGAUUAUGUAUGUUUCUUAUUUAUCGACAAAAUGUGGACUUUCUUUUAUACAAUGGUUUAGCUUGUGAAAAUAUUAACAUCUAA